Messenger RNA from Raphanus sativus (radish), 1903 nucleotides. RefSeq names its product helicase-like transcription factor CHR28. NCBI's taxonomy places the organism in Eukaryota, Viridiplantae, Streptophyta, Magnoliopsida, Brassicales, Brassicaceae. The transcript has a single exon. The record is from RefSeq and is a predicted model, not a curated record. Gene Ontology annotation, molecular function: ATP-dependent chromatin remodeler activity; ATP binding. The coding region runs from base 49 to 1785 and encodes 578 amino acids.
UGCUAUAAAAAUUUCUUUGGUCCAGAACGGCAACCCUAAAAAAUCAAGAUGAUGAACUAUCCUAUCUACAUUAGUUCAAGUAGCGAUGAUGAAGACGAUGAAGUACAAGAGAAGCCCAUGAAUAGCCAACAACCUGAGACGACCACCACCAUCAUUAAAGACGAGAGACGUAUCUAUGAAGCAGCGUUACAGGAUCUGAACCAGCCCAAAACCGAGAAAGACUUGCCUCACGGUGUUCUCUCAGUUCCUCUCAUGAGGCAUCAGAAGAUUGCACUGGAAUGGAUGCGUCAGAAAGAAAGAAGUUAUAACAAUUGUUUGGGAGGGAUACUAGCUGAUGAUCAGGGACUCGGUAAAACAAUCUCGAUCAUUGCUUUGAUCUUGUUGCAGAAGUUGAAGUCACAGUCAAGGCAUUCGAAGCGAAGAAGAAGCAGAAGAUCCGGUGGUACGUUGGUUGUUUGUCCAGCAAGCGUUGUAAAACAAUGGGCUAAAGAGCUCGAUGACAAGGUCUCUCUUGAACACAAGCUCUCUGUUUUGGUCUACCACGGUUCUAAAAGAACCAACGAUCCUGUCGAGCUGGCAAAGUACGAUGUGGUCGUGACGACUUACGCGCUUGUUACGAACGAAGUUCUUCAACCUUCUUCUAGUCAAAGAAGAUUCUCUGGAGCACUAGGGAGAGUUAGGUGGUCGAGGGUUGUUUUAGAUGAGGCUCAGACAAUAAAGAACCACCAGACACAAGUUGCAAAAGCAUGUUCUGGUCUUAACGCCAAGAGGAGAUGGUGUCUGUCCGGGACACCGAUACAGAACGAAGUGUGGGAUCUUUUCAGCUACUUCAGGUUUCUAAGAUAUCAUCCGUAUGCUGAACGAUGUUUCUUCAGCCAAAGGAUCAUGGUUCCGAUUAAAAACAAUCGUCUCAGAGGUUACAAGAAGCUUCAAGCUAUUCUGAGAGCUAUAUUGCUUCGACGUACCAAAGAUACAUUACUUGACGGCCAACCUAUACUUCAUCUACCUCCAAAGACUGUUACUCUUACCAAGGCCGAGUUCUCUCCAGAGGAGUUUGCUUUCUACAAGGGGCUUGAAGCAGCUUCACAAUCAGAGUUCAAGGCCUACGCUGAUGCAGGGACGGUGUCCAAAAACUAUGUUGAUAUUCUUGUCAUGCUUUUGAGACUACGCCAAGCUUGCGACCAUCCACAGCUCGUUAGAUCAUCAGAGGAAUCAGCUGUGGAGCCUGCGAGACAUAGCGACUUUACGUCAACGAAAAUCAAAGCCGUGAUGGAGACUCUACAGUCGCUUGGGAAGCAAGUCAAGACCUUGGUGUUCUCUCAGUGGACCGGUAUGCUUGAUCUGGUUGAGUAUAACUUUGUCAAGAACGGUGUGACGUUCAGAAGACUAGACGGAACAAUGUCUCUAGCAGCAAGAGACAAAGCUGUGAAAGAGUUCAACAAUGAUCCAAGCGUGCAAGUGAUGCUCAUGUCCCUUAAAGCUGGAAACCUAGGAUUGAAUAUGGUGUCCGCAAGUCAUGUGAUUAUAUUGGAUCUUUGGUGGAAUCCAACAACGGAAGAUCAAGCUAUUGAUAGAGCUCAUAGGAUUGGACAGACUCAGGCUGUUACUGUGACUCGUAUAACUAUCAAAAACACUGUUGAGGAGAGGAUUUUGGCUCUUCAGGAGACGAAAAGGAUUGUGGUUGCUUCUGCAUUGGGUGAAGAUCCUGGUGAGCUAUCUGCGACUAGAUUAACAGAACAAGAUCUUGGUUAUCUGUUUUUUGGUGUCAAGCAAGAGACUCUAUAAAAUUUUAGUUAUAGGAAGAUCUUGGGUAUUUUUUUUUCUUUUUGGUGUAAAACAAGAUUUGAUUUGGAUGUUUUACAUUAAUAGUUAUGGUGGUUUUCUAUUUAAUAAUGAGUUCUUA